Messenger RNA from Colletotrichum tamarilloi, 486 nucleotides. RefSeq lists its product as uncharacterized. The transcript is spliced from 2 exons. The coding region runs from base 1 to 486 and encodes 161 amino acids. NCBI's taxonomy places the organism in Eukaryota, Fungi, Ascomycota, Sordariomycetes, Glomerellales, Glomerellaceae. The record is from RefSeq and is a predicted model, not a curated record.
AUGCGAAAUGCGGUCUUUUUCCCAAGACGACGAAUCGGUAGCAGCCGCCGUUCGCAUGCGUGGGUGAACCGAGAUGGCCAGCAGGAUAACUCACCAGUUUCACCUGCCCUGCUCCUUCAUUCUGACCUGCUAUUGUUGGCAAUCCGGUUCCGUCGGGAUUCUCUUGUUUCCAAACACCGUUCGGCCUUCGGUAGGGUUUCCCCACGCCCACCGGGCUACACUACCUACAGCAUCCGACGCCAUCCGGUCUUGACCCCUCACUUCCAGCUGAUCAAGCAGCUUCUUCCCCCAGGAAAAAAGGGUGCACUUCCUCAUUACCAUCCCUGGCAAGAAUCUUGGUUAGCUCCGAACCACCAAAGUCCACAACCCACCAACGGGGGGGGAUCCAUCAUCCUAGCAAGUUCGCAGCUUGCUCAGCUGAUGUCUUUCCCCUCAUCCUCCCAUCGUGAUGCACCUCCCAAGAACCUGUUCAAUAGAUUUCGAUAG